CAGGUACACCAAGAUGAAGACAGCCACCAAUAUCUACAUCUUCAACCUGGCCCUGGCAGACGCUCUGGCCACCAGCACGCUGCCCUUCCAGAGCGCCAAGUACCUGAUGGACACCUGGCCCUUUGGAGAGCUGCUCUGCAAAGUCGUGCUCUCCAUUGACUACUACAACAUGUUCACGAGCAUCUUCACCCUCACCAUGAUGAGCGUGGACCGUUACGUCGCCGUGUGCCACCCAGUCAAGGCCUUGGACUUCCGCACACCAGCCAAGGCCAAGAUCAUCAAUGUCUGCAUCUGGGUGCUCUCCUCCCUCAUCGGGGUGCCCAUCAUGGCCAUGGCAGUCACCAAGUCAAAAGACGGAAUCGUGCUGUGCACGCUCCAGUUUCCUGACCCUCCCAUCUACUGGGACACCGUGACCAAGAUCUGCGUCUUCAUCUUUGCCUUCAUGGUCCCCAUCUUGGUCAUCACCAUCUGCUACGGGCUGAUGAUCCUGCGCCUCAAGAGCGUCCGCCUCCUUUCGGGCUCCAAGGAGAAGGACCGCAACCUGCGGCGCAUCACGCGCAUGGUGCUGGUGGUGGUGGCAGCCUUCAUCAUAAACUUCGUCAUCGUCUGGACGCUGGUGGACAUCGAUAAGAAGAAUCCCUACGUGGUGGCCAGCCUGCAUUUCUGCAUUGCCCUGGGUUACACCAACAGCAGCCUCAACCCCGUCCUUUAUGCUUUCCUGGAUGAGAACUUCAAGCGGUGUUUCCGGGAGUUCUGCCUGCCUUUCCGAGCCCGGAUGGACCAGAACAGCUUCUCCCGGGCCAGGAACACCACCCGGGAGCGCGUCUCCACCUGCACCCCUUCCGAAGCCCGCAACAAGCCGGCAUGACUAGACGUGGGCAGCCUCCAGCGGGGCUGCC
This is a messenger RNA of Nestor notabilis (Kea), 899 nucleotides long. Its product is annotated as delta-type opioid receptor-like. Gene Ontology annotation, molecular function: neuropeptide binding; G protein-coupled enkephalin receptor activity. Gene Ontology annotation, biological process: neuropeptide signaling pathway; G protein-coupled opioid receptor signaling pathway. The record is from RefSeq and is a predicted model, not a curated record. Gene Ontology annotation, cellular component: membrane; neuron projection. NCBI's taxonomy places the organism in Eukaryota, Metazoa, Chordata, Aves, Psittaciformes, Psittacidae.